UAUUGCCAUCGAUGCUAAAAACUUCAGCACAGGUUGAAAGUAGAUGACACUUAUCCUGAAAGGUGGAGAUGUAUAGGCGACAGGUUUUCUACAGUUCUGACUUGAGGAACGAUCUGUUCAAUUUGAACGGCGCCUCUGUGCGGCAUCUGUUGCGGAGCUAUCGGGCCUGGGCAUGGCUUUCUUAUAGGAGAAUGGAGAGGUGGUGGGAGAGUUGUGAAACAGUGAGUAAUUUUAGCUUUUCUUGUGGUGAAAAAUAAUGAAAGAUGGUAAUAAUGUUACUUGAAUAAUGAAGCUUAGUGUGAUGAAGCUGAGCCUACGUCAUGGCCUUUAUGAUAUGUACCGAUUUAUCUCGGGAACCCGAUCGUUAGUAAAAACAUCUGAACGCCUGCCUUUUUAAAUUGUCUGCCACGCUCAUGACAUAACUGGGUAAAAUUAAUUACCAAAUCUGUUGAUUUGUUUAUUUUCCGCAAGAAAAGGAUUGCCAAAUCAUCAGCUGUCGUUCGAUAUUUUUCUUUUCGAAUUUGCUGACUCAGUUCCGAAGUCUAAGCACGAGUCCUCCACGACUUCCGAGUUGUGAGGCAUCAAUGAGUAAAUUAAUAUUGCUGAAAUCGAAAUUCGGGUGUUUUUUGUCUAGCUUUUAUUAGAAACCAUCUUAUUAUCAGACAGUCUCCCAAAGAGUUAUCUAAAGUGACUUAACUGUGUCAUCAUAACUGGUUUUGUCAUCUUAGCUGCGAAAAUAAAAAGUAAAUUUAUGAAAGUUACCAUGAUUGGAAGAUAAUUAAAUUGAAAUGCUGACGUUCUUAUGGCAACCCCUUUGCAAUGUAAAAUCUAUUUAGAACGCUUAAAAAUGUUAAAUCAAACCUUUGAGAGAAUUAUCCUGCGAGCAGGUUCACUUGUGUGAUUUCGGGGAAAAUUUUGGUGACGGAAUUCAUCGCUGUCCGGCAAACGAGAGAAACAAGCUAAAGCAGAGCAAAGUACUUAAAAGACGAGGUUGCUACUUUCACUGUUGAAAGUUUACCAAGGUAUUAUUAGCUUACUAAAGUUAAAAAGCUUAGUAACUUGACGUUUGACUGCAGUGGCGGAGCCCGAAACUUUUAGUGACAAGUGAGCCUGCUUGAAAACGUUUGGUUUAAUUUUCUCUGUAAGUAUUUUAGUCUUGUUAAAUAUUAUUUUUUUCAGUAGCCAGUUUUUAAAUCUUAAGAGUAUGAAAUACGGAAAAAUUUUUAUCAUGAAUUUAAAGUUCAUUCAUUGUUGCUUGCAUAGUGGGGCUCGUUUAACGUUUACGAUUUAGUUCCGUGUUUGAAAAUUUGGUUCUCUGAAAAAGCAAUGUAACAUAAUUUUUUAAAAGCCAUCCGUGUCAAUUAUUGAAAAUAUUAAUAAGGUGGAAAAACGUUUUCUAGUAAAAGCCGGUCUUAUUAUUUCUCGCGGUGUUUUAUUAUUUGUGAAAUCUUUUCCCUUCGGCAACCUCAAAAACACUCUACAAGUACUUAUGUUCCCCGGCGACGGACGGUGUCACUGAGCGACGUCAAAGUAAUUCUAUCCCCACGGGUAUUCACUUAUUCAUUGGUCUGAGUUUUAAAACUGAAGGGGUUGUGAACACAAAAAAGCCGCUGACAAAGCGUUCCCUUGGAAAUGAUUUGACACUAUUGUGAACAUACCUGGUAGAACAAUAAGUAACUAUCACUACCAUGUUUAAUUUCUUCAUUUCUUAUGCAUCUCUAGAGCCUCAUUUCCGACGGGAACUCGUUCGUCAAAAUGCCACCAGGUUUCUUCAGAGGCCAAAUUAAGUUUGAAUUUCGCCGCAUCAUAGAAGAGCUUUGGCCGGUGAAAGUCGACGAAAACAGUGAAAAUGGCGAUUUUGCUGACAAGUAUCAUCUUGGCGAAGAAGCAGAUAAACUGGGCGAGUAAGUGUACUAGUAGUUUGCAUUUAUUAAUGUCUGUAACGCAGACUACAAAACAGGACCCUAAACUUGCUCGUCAUGUCCACGUAUCCACAUAAUUUAGAACAACUAGACUCUCCAGUUCUCCUAAGAUUCUCAGUCAAACCAACCUAGAGAAAAAUCCUUGCAAUUCUACAAUCUUGGCGUCCAAAAGCUGGGAAAGCUUUCAACAAAAUCGUGGGAGAGGGGGAUCUCAGUUCGGGGUUUGAUUUGUUUUUUUUGCUCGCAUGAGUUUCAAAAACCAAUAGCAUAUCGCAUAAAAGUAGUUUUUGUUGACAUUCUCGGAGGGUAUAAUGCGUUGACAUGGUUUUCUGUCGGCUUAGGAAGUUUUUCUGUUUCGGAGAGGCGGGGGUGACCUACAGCUCUUUCGAGGUUGCCGCGGUUGCUUAAGUUUCUAAAUCUAUUUGUAAAUCACCUCCGUUUACGCGGUUUCUCAAAACCGAUUAAUAGCUGUAUGCCCUGGAAAAAUCAGUAACCAACGUAUCGGAUAUUUUCUUUACUUAUGGUAGUUUCACAAAAGAAGUAGUUUCGACAUCACUAUUACGCAAUUGCCAUUAUAACUUAAGAAAGUUUUUUAAAACAUGAGCGAUCACAUUUGCGGCAAUUUCAGUAGCUACAAGUUACGUUUAAUAGCUGCAUUGUGAGUCAGCGGGUCCCUUUAUAUGCAAGGUGCAAGCGAGACAAGCAGGUUUAUUACAAGAGAGCAGAAUUAGUGUGAAUGGUACACAGGCCUCAGUUUUGUUCUGUCUGAAUUUUUCUGCUUGUUUGUUUAUGUGUUUGUUUGUAUCAUGAAGGCUUCACCGCUUUAGUCCCUAUAUCGGUAAUGUUCAUCGGACCACCAGUAAGAAGGUGUCCUCUGGCGUGAAAACUUAUUAAAAACUCUGCACAGUUUGUGCCAUGAUUUUUAUUUCUCGGUUGGUGACCAGGAAAUUAUGACCAGUUUUUGCUGAUAAAACGCGCAAAACAGUUUAUCGAAGAAACAAGGAAAAUUCAACUGUAUUAUCGGGAACGGAAAAUUCUGGUGAUAAAUGUGUGUUUUCAUUCGCAUUUAGUCAUCCGUAAAAGUGACGAUAGGGAAAUGAGUAAUGACUGAUGACGAAGAUCCGAUAAUGACGAAGUUUAAUAUUGUAUUGACAAGAUUUUCUUGAUUUGUUUUAGUUCUUAAUAAGAUCAAUAUUGGUAAUUUUCUUUUGGUGACCUGAAUCCAUGGGAUCAUUGCGAAAUUGGCCUGAUUUUAUUGUGUAUAUCAUUGCUGACCCAUUGCAGAUCAUGUCCAAGUGGAGCAGCACGGGCUUCAGCUUAAUCGUUCAGUUUCAAACACACUGACUUCCUGCACUUUUAAGUAUGGGAAGUCAGUAGAAUACUUUCUUCUCAGUUUAUUCCAACAGUUCCGCUGAACUGACCUCGGACUUAUUCUAAAUAGAAGAAAUUUUUCUGAUAAAAAAAACCUUCAUUCACUGGUGCCAAUUAAGUAAGCGACACGGCACCUUUCACAUUAGCAAAGUUCCGACAUCAGUUUUCCUACCCCUUGUAGCACCUUACAUGAGGCCAAGUCAAAAAUUAAAACCUUCCACAGGUGACCACCAAAUCUUCCGGGUUGUGUGAUCGCGAUUGGAAGGUUUGAGUGUUCUACUUUUGCUUGUGUUAUAGAUUUAUUUCUACCUUUACAGAGCGAAUUUACGAAAUAAAAGUUCUCUAGUAGAAAAUUAAAUCAAAUUUGCAUGCACAGUACACUGAGACUGAUUCAAAGUAAAUCAGUUUAUUUGUCGAACCACAGUAGCCGGAUGCCGAUUACGUAAAAAAACCCUUUACAAUAAUGUACUUCUCUUUCACACUCUCAGUAGCCAGCGUAGCGGGGGAGUUAAUGCGUAUAAUCAGGCUGGUGCUGGCGGCGGAGCCGUCCGAGCAUAGCGGCGAUUAGCCUUGAGGCCGAAAUCGCUUUAACAAUAUCGUCAACAUGGUUUCAAGUUUUGAUUGAGACUUAAGAAACAGCACCAGAUAAACUAGUUCCCAGAACUUUUCUCUCAUUUGAGGACGCGACGAAUAAAAAAAAUCCGAAAGGGUUCAUUGAGUCACGCACGUUCCUCCCUAAAAUGUGAUGACCCUUCGUCCGAGGAAAAUAACAUUACGUAUAUGCGAAAGGCGUAAAUGGGGAGUGAUGGAGGUGGGGCAAACAAUCCGGAGUAUAAUAGAUCGGCCACUUUACACAGCUGAUAACAAAUUUAUAGCAUUUAGUUAUGUAAAGGAAACGAAAUAAAAAUUUUGAUAUGAAACUUUUGCUUCUUCCUAACGAUCACCCGUUCGUGACUUUCUGCAAACUCUACUCACGUGUUGUCUGUUGUUCUGUGACUGUUCUGUGCAAUACUUAUUCACAAUACCGCUGAUCACAAGUAUUCAUUUUGCGAUUCAUAUGUCGUUCUGUUCUGUUCCGGUUGGGUUGCAACACUUCUGCUACGUCGCGUUGUUAAGCUAUCGUUUGCUUUGCAUCUCGUCGAGAUGACUGUCUUUGGAUGAUUUGAUAACUAUGUCUGAGAGUCAAAAUUUAACGAUUUGUGACUUGGCGCUCGUGAAAUGACAGAGUUUGAGUUAGAAGAUGGACCUUUAGGAAGCGAAACUACCGGCGGAUUUUCUGACAGAUACGAAGUUAAGGAGAAACUGGGCGCGUAAGUGGACGCUGUUUGUUUUAGUUAUAACACGAAUAUAUCCCGAAAAAAGUGCAUGUUUUUUCAAACGAAUUUAAGUUUGCAACUUGUUGUUGAGAAAAUAUUAUAAAGCUUGGCGUGAGAACGGCCACGGUUCGUUGAAACUGUUUUUUCUCGUGAGGGAAGAUACCCGGCAAUUUGAUGUGGUAUGUUAUGCAAACUCUAACCUCGCCUUUUCGCGAGUUUGUCAUUCGACGACAGGUUCCCUCACUAAAUUCCUAGCACUAAAAGAAGUUUUAAAGUCAGCGGCAGAUCUAGAUGUUCGUUUAAGAAGUGUAACAGCGAAGGGUUAGGUCACAUCCGUUGUUCAAUCAAGGGUUGUGUUUGGUGUUAUGUAAGCUCAUGUAAGACUUGCGUAGUUGUUGCAUCUAUUAAAGCGAAUUUAUACAUGCUGCUCCUUGGUAAAUGCAAAGUACCAAUGUAUCAAGAGGGAUUAAAUGUUUAAUAUUUCACUGACACGAAAUUGAAAGGAAUCUGUAGUGUUAGUUUAUGUGUAGCAUUUUAUUGACUGCUCGAGGCCGAACAGUUACAGCAGCUAAUUUGCAUUCAGAUGUAAGUUGACUUUUCCUGAAAGUUCCUAUCCGAGGAAGCAUAGACAUUUUGAAGAUCUACUGAGCGAUAAUGAUCAGUAAUGAAGAAAUACAUCUUUACACAGCAGCUUUUAAUGCACAAGCAAUUUAGAUUUAUUGUAAGAAGAAGUUUUUAGUUUGGUGAACCGUUUUAACCUUGAACCCAAUUCAAUGUUUGCAUAGCCUCCCACUCAGGCAUUUUUAGGGCAGCUCGUCUCUCAUCCUCGGUGUAAAAACCUGUUAAACUCACGAGUGACGUAAAGCAAUGAAUACAUAGAAGUCAACACAAAAGAGCCAAGGAAAAUAAUGGCUAGAAAACAAAGAAAAACUUCACAGGUUUUUACACUGAGGUAAACCCGUUUGCAUGGACAAUCUUCUUAAGAUAGAGCUUUUUUCAAAUUUACAGUCAAAGAUGCUAGUACCCUCCUUCAGACAAAUAACACCUCUAAACAAUGCCAGCAAUUUAUCUUGUCCUGUUGUGUCUAUACUGUAUAGUUUUGACUGCCUAUUAAGUACCCCACAACACAUGACUCAAGCUCACGGAAACCAGUCGUUUCGAUACAAACUCAAGCAGUGAAAUUACACAAAAAUUUUGAUCACUUCAAGUAAAAUUUGCAAUUGAACAAGAAAAACAUUUUGGGUGAAUAUUCUUCGUUCUUUAAGCCAUGAACGUGAAACUAUUUUCACCUCACAGGAAUUAACUUGUAUCAAAACGACUUGUAUCAAAACAACUUUGUAUCGGAAUGACUGGUAACCAAGCUCACUGACUUUCAGAAAGGCAGAUGAUAUGGAGUUUUAGUGGAACACAAUCAGUCAAAGAAUUAACUAUUUCGAUUUUUUGGAGGAUCAAGAAAAGUGGACGGAAAUUUAAGUACACAGUAUCUGUUAAUAAAAAAGCUACCGUAAUCUUUUUUGGUUCGACUCUUCUCCCUACAGAAUAGUACAUUUGCCUAAAUAUAAUGGUACUGAAUUGGCUGACUGGUCACAUAUUUGUGGUAUAAAUUGUGAUGUUUUACACCGGGUAUAAUUCUCCAUAUUAUUAUUUUUGCAGAAAUGGCAACACAAUAUUAUGUUAACGUUGCCUUAUUCUGUAGUCAAUGUUAGUUGCUUAGGUGAUGCAAUAAUUUACUAGGAAUUUAUGAGAACAGUAGUUUAUACUGUGCCUUGUUACCAUGGUUCAGACUGUUGUGUCAACACACUGAAACAGAACGUUUCUUAAAAUAAUUAUCUUCAUUUCAACCUGAUACAACACUUGUGCAUAAAACAACUACUCAGCAUUUGUAAAAUAAUAAUUUUGGUUUGAGUAGAUGAUAAAAAUAUUUUUAUUACUCUUCACAUUUUCAGAGGAAUCUCCAGUGUGGUACGAAGAUGUUUCCACAAAGACACUGGAAAACCAUAUGCCGUGAAAAUAAUUGACAAGCUUAGUGAUACAGGUGGUGUGGAUAUUGAGGCAACAACAAGAGAAGAAGUCCUUAUUUUACUAUCCUUACAAGGACAUGAGAAUAUAAGUAAGUGACUUUUUUGUUUUGACUGGUAUUCUGUUGAGUGCUCCAUUAAGUCUGUACUUUAGUGCAGCUCUUACAAAUAUUCCUGUUUGGUAUAGGCUAAGGGUUCUGGUGUCCCCUUGGGACAUCUCCACCCAGAACUUGUUAAAGUACCCUCCCUCCCCGGUUGUAUUAUUGAACCAAUAGAAAACGUUUUCCAUGUUUGCAUAGCGUGAUAUAAACGUGAUAGGAGGUUGUUGAGAGAAUUCCAAGACAGUUAUGCAAACCUGAGAUGAAGUCAAGGGUUUGCAGAACUGUCGUGAAUUCUCCCAACACCUCAAGUGUUUAUAUCAGGCUAUACAAAUACAGGAAAAAAGUUUUCUAUUGCUUUUAUAAAUUAACUUUCCCGAGAAAAAGUGCAAAACUCUUUGUUAUGGCACUGAUUUAUACAGAAAAUUCUUGCCAGUCGCAAAGUCUUGUACACGAAGCCUUGAACACAUCAUCAGUUCUGCAGUUUUGCAAGAAAGAUGCUUUCCAAAAUACAGGUUAUUCUCACUUAAAAUAAUGUCAGCUUAAGUGGAAAAAAAUUGACACAGCAUGUUUGUUAAGAUUUUCCAAGUUUUGGCCAAUGACAGAAUGGGUAAAUAAAGUAAACUCGUCGCGUUUUCAACUAAAAAACUUUUUCAAAUUUGUGCUUGCCUGAUUAGCGUGUGAAAAGCAAAACAUCUUGAUGUCACAACCAUGUUUACCUACUCUAAUGCAAACAGGCCUCUCGGCCAAUCAGUUAUUUUAUAAAAGUUCUUAAAAAGUUACAUCGUAUUAUAUGUAGCUUACUAACUCUAGCCCCUGAAGAAUUGUGUUGUAUUAAAAUGUAUGUCCAUAGUGGUAUUCUCACUGUUGUCUCUGUUAUUUGCAGUUGGACUGGUAGAUGUCUUUGAGUCUGAAGUAUUCUUCUUCCUUGUUUUUGAGUUGUGAGUUUAUUCAUUAUGUUUAUGAUUUUAGAAUGAAAUAGAACAUAAAUACCUGUAUGACUGUCGCUGUUCUUGCCUCAUUUUUUUUUCUCCUGCUGGGCAUUAGUAGGCUUCAUUUUAGUGGGAAGAGUUUUUAGGAAAGCUUUUAGGAUCUUAGGAUUAGGUGAAAGCAAAGGUAGGUGAGCAAUGGAACAAGAUUUUCAUGGAGAUUUUCAGGUCAAUGUCAGGUGGUUUUUUGCUUCUUUCUCCGGUGUCCUUGACUGAAUUGUGCUCAUUCUGGUAUGGUUUGAAAGAUCUUUUCACUCUACACAAGUUACCGCAGAAAGUUGUCCUUGAACGUUAAAACUGAUGACGUCACAAAGGGUAGAAAGGACCUGGAUCCGCACGGGCGGUUACGGGGGGUUCAGGGGCGAAUGGGUUAAAUAAUGCCUGCUUGCAUUUUUGGACGUAAAUGUAAACCUGAUAUAGUCUCCUACAGUUGAAUGAUGUGUCUUAUGAAUAGGUAUUAAUUAUUACAAAAUAAUUAAUAGUACAUACAUGUACACAGAUUAUCACAUUUUAAUGAUGUUUCAUGAUUUAUAAUAGGGCUGAGAAGGGUGAACUGUUUGAUCAUCUUACCGACCAAGUAACCUUGUCAGAGAAGAAAACCAGGUGCGAAACUGUGAAGAGAAUAGGUGACCUACAAUUAACAAUAUUAUUGGAUCAGGCUGAGUAGGAUAUGAAAAAUUAAUGCAGAUUGACAGGGUGUUGUCAGCCUUGGCAAAUGAAACCUCUGAUAUCACCUGUUCAUAUCUUAUGCAAGCCAAAUUCAAUUAUCUUGUUCUUGUAUUAUUAUUUAUUGAAAAUAUUUCUAAUCUUAGAACAAUAAUACUUACUUCCAUGUAAAUUUCCUGUCUUUAAAACUUUUGAUUAUUUCUCUGCAUUUUUCGGAUACUGUAUAAUGUACAGGGAUGUUUGUUCUACCUGAUCUUCUCCACUAAUGCUUUUAUAGCAGUUACCAGUUGUCAGCCCUCGGCAAACACUGUGUUAAGUAGGGAUAGGUUAUUGAAUGAAAGAUUUGCAGUUCUCUCAAUGAAUGAGUUGCAUUUUGUACUGUUCAUAGCAUUUGAAAUUCCUUAGUACAGUGGAACCUCAAUAUAAGGAGGUUUCGUUAUAUCAAGGUUCUUUUUCAUACAUUUUACUAUUACUGGGGUAAAGAUAAUUGUUCGUUAUAUCGAGGACUUAGUCAUAUAGAGGUUCAUUAUAUCCAGGUUCCACUGAAGUUACUUUGUUAUGUCAGUUUUUAAAUUUAAAUGUUAUUGCUAUUUAUUUGCUAGGCGAAUCAUGCACGAGGUAUUUGGAGCAGUAAAGUUCAUGCAUGAUAAUGAAAUUGUGCACAGAGACCUGAAAGUGAGUACUGUAUAAUAUCAACUUCAUUAUUUUUCUAUAUGUAGAUUUUGUCUUUUCUAACGACUGAGUUACACACAACUUCUUGUACAUGCACAAGCAGAGACAGAGAUUUUUAAGUAACUGUUGCGCUGUAUUCUUUAGUUUUUUCUGUUGUUCAGAUUGUACUCGGUACAUCUUAUAAUGUGGUUAAAGUUUCACUGGUGUUUUUUCUUUCCAAGGGUCACUGGUCGCUUAUGGGAGUUAGUUGCUUACAAAAAUCGUCCCACAGUGGUUCUCUUCUGAGAAGAGGUCCCGAAUCAUCUACUUUUACUAUCUAAUUUCUAAUAUGUUAUUUCAAAGUGAUACGUGUAUGUGUUGUUACAUGUCUUUGAAAAUUCUUUGUAUACUCUGAGUGGCGUAGUUCACACGGCGAACAAAGAGACCGUUCCAUGCGUCAAGUAGUUGCUUACAACAGGUUAAAAGCAAUAGAAAACUAUAAACCUCUCAGGCCAAAAAGUGCUUGGGGUUGAUUAAUAUUAUCAAACCCCUUUUUUACUUAAGAUUCAGAGUUAGAACCAUAUAACUCAUCUAUUAUAAAAGAUGAUGGAUGCUAUGAAAGAACAGAUUCCAAUGCGUUUUUGAGUAUGGCUGCACAACCCUAGCCCCACAAUAGAAGAGACGUCACUGUUACUGCAGAUUAGGCAUGACGAGGGGCAAAAGUGUUUCUUAAUUUUUCUUAUCUCUUUAAAAAUGUUUGUUAGUUUUAUUUUUAACAUUCCUUUCUUUUAUUACUUUCCUUAGCCUGAAAAUAUCCUCCUUGAUGAAAACUUUAAAGUGAAAAUAUCAGAUUUUGGCUUUGCAGUGAAGCUGAGAGAAGGGGAAACUUUGAGAGGUACUGUUCAUGUUCUUUUCCCAACUUCGUCAACUCUGUUUUGUUUUUAUUGUAACAGGACCGUAAACACGGUAACAGAAGACUAGAGAUAAGACUUUUUUUAAUUUUAGAUUGCAUUUACAUUGUAUUUGGUAAUACUUCAGAUAUGCAUCUCUUCUUUAUAUCAUUUAGCUUCCUCUUUCUUUCACCAGUGUGGAUUUUAAGUUCAAGUUUUCAAGGAAUAACUGACCUUAAUACUAUUAUGUUAUUAUUAUAUGUAGAAUUGUGUGGAACACCAGGUUACUUAUCACCUGAAAUCUUACAAUGCUCUAUGUUUGCUGAUGCUCCUGGUUAUGGAAAGGAAGUUGACAUGUAAGGAGAUCUUAUACGUUUUAUGUUUUUCAUUUUAUUCUUGGCAGUUGUGUAGUUUAUUUUGAUAUUGCUAAUCUUGUAGAACAGAGUUGGUAGAUCAUUCAUUCAAUUUUUCUGUUACAUGUUAUCAUGUUUCCCUGCCCUUAUGUUCUUACUUAUUAAUAAUAAUACUUUUGUAAGUGGAAAAGUAGAAUGAAAUGAUAGCCCACGUGUACCAAAAACAGCUGUCUCUCCUUGCUCUUCGCCGCUGGGGUUGUUUCACCAGGUGGCACAUCUGUGCCUCGAUCAGCGACAGAAAUUCCAUACUGAUGAUUUAAAAUCUGUCCAGAAUCUUGCCAGGAGCUAUUGAUUACAAAUGGCAGUCAAAUGGUCAAAUGUAAACGAGUUGAAUCUACUACAAAACAGUCAGUAUUUGUGGAACAUUCAUACUCUUUUAAAAAAAAAAUCAUUUGAGUUUUGUCGAAGCUUGUUUCAGAAGAACACAAAAUUUAUCCACAAUUGACCAGGAGAAACAAAAAAUCCAACAAAUUUACAUUUGGAACCCCUUUAAUCACUGCCAGUUUAAUUAUGUAAGCAUUGAUUUUACGUCAUGAGUAUGGAAUUUCUGUUGCUUGGGCACAGACAUCCCUCCUGGCAAAACGUCCCUAGCGGCUAUAUAGUGCUGCAAUUCAAGCAACCUGUAGGUAACAACAGUCACCCCAACUUUGUUUUUGUUGUUGUUGUUGUUGAAUGGAGGGAUGGAGGGGAGGGUGCAGGUUGUUUUCUUUUCCGAAAUAUACCUGAUUUGACAACAGCAUCUUAGCAAAUCUAACGCUGAUUGAAGGUGCGCUUUUGUUUCCUGUUUUUAUGAAUCAGUGCCUUUAUAAUGACAACUAAUAACAAUCAUUUCUCUCAAUAAUAAUUAAUUGUUUUUUCUCAUCAAUCAUUGGUGCUUGUGUAGUUGUAAAAACCUAUCAAGAAAACCCUGUCGCAGCUAUAACAACCACAACUACAAGCAAGUUUUGAUUGUCUUCUGUUUCAUUUUUUAGUUUAUUAAUAAAUUUUGUUUUAUCUUCUUUCAUUGCUUUCAAGGUGGGCCUGUGGAGUAAUUAUGUACACCCUGUAAGUACAGUAUUGUAUAAGUUAUUUGUAUAAGUUAUCUGCAGAGUCUUACCGACCUUUUUUACCUUCCUAUAAUGUCGAAUUCUGCAGUCUAUAAGUUGUUGUACACAAGUUGCCUGUCUUAACUAGCCAUAACUCGCUGUUUGCAAGCAGUAACACUACUAAUUUGAUUGCAACAUAGCUGUUUGUUGUUGUUUACCUCACCUGGUAGUACUAACACAUCUAGAAACUUACUAGACCAUUUUGCUCAUUAAAAGUACUAAGUGGCACACUCAUUUUCAUCCAGGCUGGUAGGUUGCCCUCCCUUCUGGCAUCGGCGACAAGUGGUCAUGCUAAGAUCAAUAAUGGAGGGGAGAUAUCACUUUCACAGUCCUGAGUGGGAUGACAUUUCUGCCUCAGCAAAAGACCUGGUGAGCAUGUGUAGUUAUGUUAUUAUGAAUAAAUAAUAGCAAUUUGGUGGUCAGGUAGCAGUUGCACAAAGUGCUUCUUCAUCUACCAUUCUGGAUUGAAUUGAAUUUAGAAAUGUUGAUAUACCACCUUGAAUCUAGGAUAAUGCUUGUGAGAGAUGUACCACUAUUAAAAAAACAUUGUUCUUCUUCCUUCUUUGUUUAUAGUAUUGGCAAUGUAACCACCCCUCAACAACCUGUUUUUCAAUAAUUUAUACAUGUGAGAAAAAAGAAAUACGAAAUUUAGUUGAGAGGAACCCCUAUCACUCACACUAUUGACAUAUAGAUUAGUGACGAUACAAAUGCCACUGGAGAAUUUUAGGUUUAAAGUACCACCCAAUGUAGUGUUUCUUAUUAUGGCAUGUUUGGAAUUUCCUCCAGAUCUCCCAGCUUCUUGUUGUUCAUCCUAAGAGGAGGCUUACUGCAGAAAAAGCUUUGGAACAUAACUGGUUUAAAGAAGCUCAGGUACACCUUAUAUUACAUAUUCACUCAGCAGAUUGUUCAGCAUGAAGGUGUUACUACCAGUGAUAAUUUUUUUUAGCAUCCGAGGUAGGGUCUGUAACCCAGUAACCAGUCCCAUUAACUGUUCAAAGCCAUAUGUAUUUCCAUAGUUAACCCCUUAAGCCCUGAUAUCCACAUACAAAUUCUCAAAACUGAUCUCCAUACAUUUCCUUAAAGAAUUAGUUGACAGAAUUUGAUAAAAGAUCAAAGCAUUUUCUCGGAGGUGAUCAUAAAUUUUUCUUAAUUCUCACAACAUUCUCUUGAUUGUUUAUUGAUAUUGUUAAGGAGAAAAUUGAUGUUGGUCACUCUUGGGACUCCAAGGGCUAAAAUAGAAUAAGUGACUUCUAGCCUACAAACCAGUCCAAUAAUUGGAAUAAUAAAUAAUAAUAAUAUUAUUAUCAUUAUUUUUUUAUUACGUUAACUUAGAGUUUUAAUAGUAAUAGAUUUGCCUCUUCAACUGUGAAUAUUCUAAACAUAAAAAGCUUUCCAAUCCUGGUAAAUUCCAGAACCUUAAUAACGGAUCCCUUUCAGACCUUUGUAAUGCUCGUUCUUUGUCAGGGUGUAUUUCUUUGGGAAACUCCAAAAAUGAAUUUUGAAUCUUGAGAUUCCACACCCUGAAAGUGUUCAUAAGAUAAAGACAAAAUCCAGCAUUUAGAAUUUGUAGUCUCUUUUUCAUUGGGCUUGGGCAUGCCCGCCCCCCCCCUCUCAAAACAACCUAUCUUCAUGGGUACACUGUAAGGCAUGAUAUUGUUUACUCAAUAAAGUAUAACUUUGAGUGGAUAUUGCUCUUUUACAGCAAGCACGGAAUGAAGGUUUUUCUGCAAGGUGGAAAUUCAAGGUAAGUUCAUUAUCCUUUUUGAAGGAGAAGCAGACAGUUUUGUGUAAAGAGCACACUUAAUAAUAUACCCAUUAUGUUUGGAUUCCAAAUAGUUAUGGGAAAAGGGUCAUAUCUAAUAACAGUUAACUCCCUGUGCAAAAUUAAGGAAUUCACUUUAUUUUAUUAGAAGUUUGGAUCUCAAUAUGUUUUAUACUAAACAUGUAUAGCAUUUAUAAAGUUUUUCACUCCCACGGUAAAUGCAUGUUAUUGUCAGUAAGGACUUUCUGCAAGUACACGAGUAUGUGUGUAUGUAAGGCUCUUCCUCUAUGUUUUUAAGUAAUUUACACCUUUUAAGCUGCACUGUAGCAUGCUAUGGUUAAUUGCUUUAUUCCUACUACAUUUUUUGCUCUUGGACUGAAUUGAAUUGAAUAUGGUAUUCUUCGAAGUUACUAAGUAUCACUGAAUGAAUGAACAACUUUAUUAACGUGUCAAAAUCUUCUAGCUGGCCACCAGUAGCCUACUAAUCGGGGACACCAAAAACCGACUGUUUUGUUGUUUUUUGUAUUUUAGGGAACGGUUAUUGCAAUUAUUGCGGUGCACGAAUUGUCGAAGUUGGCAAAAAAUAAACUACAACCAGUGACUUUUGAUUUAGUUCUUCGCGAGCCUUAUGGCGUGAAACCGCUGCGGAAAAUGAUCGAUGGAUGUGCAUUUCGUAUCUAUGGACAUUGGGUCAAGAGGAACAAGGAUGAAAACCAGAAUCGAGCUGCGCUAUUUGAGAAUAAGCCGCACAAGGAAAAAUAUAAUGGCAAUGGACAUACCUAUAGAAAGACUGGCAUUCUGGAGUCGUAUAAUGCCUCGUUCAGAAUGACGUCGUUAGGGCAAAUUCAGUACAAAUCCGUCAGGCAGAAACCUGUGCAUAACUGACAUCACGUUGGUACGAGAGAGUUAUGUUUGACGUGAAAAGAGUGGAGGUUUGCAAGUUGGUUCUGUUAAGGAGAAUUAUUUAUAUUUAAAGAAGUAUCAAAGCUUGGACAAGACUUUCAAACGUGGUGUUAUGAAGUUGUCAAGCAUCCUAAUGUCUUUGUGGAAUAUUAUUAUUUCAUUGUGUUUUGUGCAACAUUUAUCAC
Molecule: messenger RNA, 14269 nt
Organism: Porites lobata
Lineage: Eukaryota; Metazoa; Cnidaria; Anthozoa; Scleractinia; Poritidae
Source: the annotation of a GenBank genome assembly